Messenger RNA from Zootermopsis nevadensis, 1799 nucleotides. It is a transcript of the gene Wnt4, whose product is annotated as Wnt oncogene analog 4. The record is from RefSeq and is a predicted model, not a curated record. Lineage: Eukaryota; Metazoa; Arthropoda; Insecta; Blattodea; Termopsidae. Gene Ontology annotation, biological process: neuron differentiation; multicellular organism development; canonical Wnt signaling pathway. Gene Ontology annotation, molecular function: frizzled binding; cytokine activity. Gene Ontology annotation, cellular component: extracellular region.
UUCUGGUGACGCACUGACGUGGUCUAGAACCCUCAGGUCCUGUGCCUGCGAGUUUAGACUCCACCCCUCGCCCCCGUGACCAUGCGCUGACCGCGUCGUCUUCUCUGUCUAUUACAGAGAGUUGUGUUGAAAAGUGGCUGAUUACGACGUUAAUUUGCAGGCCUGAGCUUGGAAUUGUUCUGUGCGCCAUUUUUACCUUCAAGAUAGUUGUACGAGGCGUACGUGAAUCUACGUAAACAAAUUAAUUUCUGUGGUCAACGGAUGGAACUUCCAGCAAGUGUCGUUUGAAGCUAAAGGACGUCUAAGUACUCAAGCGUCGGGAAAACAGUGCCCCCCGUGGCCCAGACGCUAAUGAGAUUCAUUUUCGACGCGCUGCACCGCCGAAAUCCGUGCAGUGCGUCGCGUAUGCAACGCAGGAUGUGCCAGGAGAAGAGCAUCCGAAACGCGUUGCUCAGUGCGAGAGUACUGGCUGCUACGCAGUGCCAAGAAAACUUCCGGUACGAAACCUGGAACUGCUCCAGCGUACACCGGAACAUCAGUUUCUCCGACGGCAACAAAGUUUACCGCGAGACGGCGCUAAUGUACGCCAUGUCUGCGGCAGCGCUGACCCACGUGGUGGCCGAGUCCUGCGCCAAAGGUACCAUCAGGGGCUGCCGCUGCAGGGAGGAGCUGAGACCUGAGGACACGAGGAGGAUCUGGCGUUGGCAGCCCUGCGGGGACAACUUCAGCUACGGUCGACGUUUUACAAGACGUUUCACGCAGAUGGGGCAGUGGCGCACGGCGGAUUACCUCCACGAUUUCCUGGUGCGCCAUAACAUGAACGUUGGCAUCCAGGCAGUUGGGCAGAUGAAGGACGUGUGUAAGUGCCAUGGUUUGUCUGGUUCUUGUACUGCUACGACGUGUUGGAAGCGUCUCAAACCAUUCAAGGAGACAGCGGAGAUACUGAAAGCGAGCUACUAUAAGGCGCAGAUCACAUCCUCGAGCAACCACGCAUCGCCGAAGAGGGGUUCCAAACGCCUGGCGCCCAAGAGCAACUUGAUCUACGUUCAAGAUUCACCCGAUUUCUGCCAGAUGACUCGCGGACGUCGAUGCCUGAACCCGGAAAACUGCGGGACUUUGUGCUGUUGUCGGGGUUACAUUUCCAUGACAACAGCGGAGGAUCGGAGCUGCAACUGUCGCUGGGUGUCCCGACAUUAUACACUCUCGUGUAGCAAGUGUACGUUCAUGAAAGACGUCUAUAUUUGUAAGUGAGGCAUUUCGCGGUCUUCAGAAGCGAAAUACUUAAUCUUCAAGGUUCGUUCUACAGCCUCCUGCAACGAAAUGGUAAAAAUUUCUAACGAUUCGGGGCGAAAAAAUUGUUUUCUCUUUUCUUAUUUCGAAGCUGGACAUAAAAAAUUGAAAAUUUCUCUAUAUCGCCGGCAAUUUUUAUCAUUUCAACGCCCAGAACAACAACGAACAUGUAUUUGAGAAGUUUGGUGUAAAAAUGACUUACAUUUAUUUAUUAACACCACGAAAGCAUUUUUUUUAGGGCUGUAGGAAACCGUCUUUACAAAUUUUAACAAAUAUUAAUGGCCCACCUUAUUUCUGUACAAAUUGCUAAAUCAAACGGUUAUUGAAAGCAAUUUUUGAAAUUUUCAUAAUAAAUUUCGACCUCUAAGAGCAAAUUAGAUCUGAAUCAGCACCAAUAAUUGCGUAAUAUUCUGUUAGACGAAUGAAUCGAGCGUAAAUUUCCACAUUAAAAGUAUUUCGUGCGUUGCAACACAAGAGUAAUUAUGUCCGAAGUAAGAAAAUUCAUUAAU